AUGUCUGCCGAGUUGAAGACCCAGAACACGCUCACGAUCCGCUCGGUGCUGUCCAACGACGCGUCGCCCGCCCAGAACAAGGAGGACUCGCAGGAGUUGGCGAACCUCGGCUACAAGCAGGAGUUCAGCAGAAACUACGGGUUUCUGUCGACGUACUCGUUCGCGUUGUCCAUCUCCGGGUUGAUGGGCACCAUCUCCAUCACGUUUCUCUACCCGCUCUGGUCGGGCGGGCCCGCCGCGUGUGUGUGGUGCUGGUUUGUCGGCGCCAUUGGCUGUCUUUGCAUCGCUUGGUCUGUUGCUGAAAUCACCUCCUGCUUCCCCACCUCGGGCGGAAUGUACUAUGUCAUCACGCACGUGGUCCCGAAGAAGUACGUGCCGCUCAUGUGCUGGAUCGACGCUUGGCUCUACUUCACAGGAGCGCUCACCGGAGCGUGUUCCACGGAUUUCGGGGCCGCCACGCUGCUUCUCAACAUCGUGCAGUUGACCUCCGACUACACGUACACCCCUACGCGCGGCCACAUCACCGCGGUCGCUAUCUUGAUCAUCAUCACCCACGGCAUGAUCAACUCGCUCCCGGGGUCUGUGCUCUCCAGCAUCACAAAGUACUACUGCAUCGUCAACAUCUGCUCCACCAUCGCCUUGAUCGUCACCCUUCUUGCCAAAUGUCCCAGCUUCAACACCAGAGAGUACACGUUCAAAAAAGUCAUCAACUCCACGGGAUGGGAUGCCGACGGAUGGGCCUUCCUUUUCGGUUUCUUGCAGGUUUCCUGGGUCAUGACCUGCUACGAUGCCACAUCUAGAAUGUCCGAAGAGGUCCACAACGCAGCAUACCUCACGCCUUUGGCCAUUGGCUCCGCCUUGGUCACCACCGCUCUCUUGGGCUGGGUUCUUGUCAUCGUCAUCACCCUAUGCAUGGGCGACGACAUGGACCUAAUCUUGCAAACCACCACCGGCCAGCCUAUUGUCGAGAUCUACAAUAUUGCCAUGGGCAAGACAGGCGCCACUGCUUUCUUGUCCUUGGCCUUUGUCGUCCUAUGGUUCUGUGGUGCCGUCGCAACGUGCUACACUGCCAGAUCCCUAUGGUCCUUCUCCAGAGACAGAGGUUUACCGUACUACAAGUUCUGGUACUACCUCGACCCACGUACCGAAGCCCCAAUCCGCUGUGUCUGGUUGAUCUGCGUGAUCAACUCAUGUUUGACAUUGAUCAACUUAGGCUCCACCAUCGCUAUGAACGCCAUCUUCUCCGCCUGCGCAAUCUGUACCGACUGGUCGUACAUCAUCGUCAUCGCCGCAUUUGCCUUAAACAGAGAAAAAAUGGGCGUUGCCAGAGGUCCUUUCCACAUGGGCAAAUUCUCCAAGCCCAUCAUGUUCUACGCAUGCCUGUGGACAGUCUUUGUCUCCAUCGUCUUUGUCUUCCCUAACUACAUGCCUGUCACCAAGACCAACAUGAACUACACCGUCGUCAUCCUCGGCUUUGUGUUUAUUGCUGCCGGUGGCUGGUACGUCGCAGAUGCCAGAAAGUGGUACAAGGGACCUGUCGCUAACAUCGACGAAGACGAAAGGUCGAUGGAGGAGGGAUACGAUAUCGAAAUCAAAAGUGCGAGCGCUGGUUACGAGGGAUCCAAUGGUAGCGGUGCCGUCAAACACGACGCCAAGAUUCAAGUCGCUGUUGCACACAAUGACUCUGAAUGA
Messenger RNA from Pichia membranifaciens NRRL Y-2026, 1692 nucleotides. RefSeq lists its product as hypothetical. The record is from RefSeq and is a predicted model, not a curated record. Gene Ontology annotation, biological process: transmembrane transport; amino acid transport. Gene Ontology annotation, molecular function: transmembrane transporter activity. NCBI's taxonomy places the organism in Eukaryota, Fungi, Ascomycota, Pichiomycetes, Pichiales, Pichiaceae. Bases 1 to 1692 code for a protein of 563 amino acids. Gene Ontology annotation, cellular component: membrane. The transcript has a single exon.